Messenger RNA from Symbiodinium natans, 249 nucleotides. NCBI's taxonomy places the organism in Eukaryota, Dinophyceae, Suessiales, Symbiodiniaceae. The record is from the annotation of a GenBank genome assembly.
AUGGAUGCCAGCUCUAAGGUCCCAGAAGCCCGAAUUGCAGAGACGCCGGCCGCCGCCGCGCCGCUGAAGGAGGCGGUGCUGGCCAAGGUGGUCAAGGAGGGCCCUGAGGAGGAGGCCCUGGCUUGGGAUAGCGCCAGGCUUGCAGCCUCAAACCUCUUCUACUGCAAGUGCGGCAAGUACUGCGUGGACAGCCGGGGCAUCAACCUCUGGAACCCCCUCUGCUUCCGCUACGCUUGCCGACCCUGCUAG